This is a messenger RNA of Gilbertella persicaria, 1284 nucleotides long. RefSeq lists its product as uncharacterized. The coding region runs from base 1 to 1284 and encodes 427 amino acids. Lineage: Eukaryota; Fungi; Mucoromycota; Mucoromycetes; Mucorales; Choanephoraceae. The transcript has 3 exons. Gene Ontology annotation, molecular function: protein binding. The record is from RefSeq and is a predicted model, not a curated record.
AUGAACAAUCUGACUCCUCGUCCUCACUUUCAAUAUUCUGCAACAAACAGCUCUGCACCUUCAUUGCCUAUCAGUAGACAGUCGAGUCCUUUGCCUCACGAAACUUCCAAGACACCACCUGGUACUCGAACCAGUUCAGUCACCAACUUAUCUUUGAACAGUGACCAAUUAUUAGACCAUUCUCAUUUGAAACCCGGCGCAAAAGCUUCAUUAUUAUCGUAUAAUCAGACCAUCAACAUGUACAGAGAGAACGCAAAAAAGACAAAUAGUCCUGAUAUUCAAUGUGAUUUUGCUAUUUUUAUGGUGGAAGCUGCUAAGCCAAUUCAAGACGAUGAUACCACUCGUUGGGAAUACUUGGCAGAGGCAGAGAAACUACUGAAACAAUUGGCUGCUCGUGGCCAUGCUGAAUCACAGUACUAUCUAGGUAAUUUGUAUGCUUCUGGUCUAUUAAGCAAAAAAGGCAAAAACGAAUUUGAUAAAGCGUUUCCGUUAUUUGUACAAGCAACAAAACAUCAUCAUGCUGAUGCUGCUUAUCGUGCUGCUAAAUGUUAUGAAGAUGGUCUAGGUUGUAGAAGAGAUUAUGCUAAAGCAGUUCAGUUCUAUAGAAAAGCUGCUACUUUAAAUCAUCCCGGUUCCAUGUAUAGACUCGGAGUGGCUGAAGUUAAUGGCGAAUUAGGCAUCUCAAAAAACCCCAGAGACGGUGUCAAAUGGCUGAAACGAUCGGCAGAAGCAGCUACUCCCGAAUACCCACAUGCUAUUCACGAACUCGCCUUACUGCAUGAGAGAGGUAUUCCUAAUGUUGUGUUUGUCGAUCUUUCUUAUGCCGUCUCGUUAUAUGCUCAAGCUGCUGAACUUGGGUAUGCGCCUUCUGCUUUUCGUUUAGGUGAAUGUUAUGAAUACGGCAAAUUAGAAUGUAAUCCUGACCCAGCCAUGUCAAUCCACUUUUAUACAAUAGCAGCUCAGCAAGGUCACCGAGAAGCCUGUUUUGCAUUGACAGCUUGGUACCUUGUGGGAUCUCCUCAAGUGCUACCUCAGUCGGAUGAAGAUGCUUAUUUGUGGGCUAAGCGUGCUGCUGAGAAGGAACUGCCUAAAGCUGAAUACGCUGUGGGUUAUUUUACCGAAGUCGGUAUUGGUGUACCCAAGAACCCCAAUGAAGCCAUGGAAUGGUACAAAAAAGCAGCUGAGCAUGGUGAUAAGCGAGCUAUCCAACGUCUACAAGGGAAAGGUGUCGAACAGAAAUCAAAAAAGAAGAAUGGCUCUCAAGACGACUGUAUUAUCAUGUAA